AGCACGUGCUCUACUGAUACGAUGUUUGACAAGUAUGUACACACGAAACGUGAAAUGGAUAUUAAUGAUGUUUUCGACAAUUUAUUGAUGUGCGAAGAUACUUCUUACCAAAAAGGAUACAAGGACGGAGUAGAAAAAGGUAAAAGCGAUGGCAACUUAGAAGGGUUUCAUUUAGGUUAUCAUCGAGGGGCUGAAUAUGGAGCUGAACUAGGCUUUAUGUAUAGCGUUAUUAAAUCAUUAAUUGGUCUAAAAGACCAAAACAUGCUACAAUGUUCAGAGAAAGCUUGUCAUUCUCUUCAAGAAACAGUGAAAUUGAUUAAGGAAUUUCCACAAACUAAUGUUGAUAAUAUAGACUUGGAAGCUUCAUUACGAUGCAUAAGAAGUUCCUAUAAAAAAUCAUUAUCAUAUCUAAAGAUUAAAUGUGAUUACCCAGACAAAGACUUAAUAAAUUUUUAAAAUAUGGAGCAAAUAAUUCUAGUA
Molecule: messenger RNA, 480 nt
Organism: Ctenocephalides felis (cat flea)
Lineage: Eukaryota; Metazoa; Arthropoda; Insecta; Siphonaptera; Pulicidae
Product: oral cancer-overexpressed protein 1-like
Exons: 2
Coding region: 22-456 (144 amino acids)
Source: RefSeq, a predicted model, not a curated record